AUGUUCUGUCAAGGCAACAGAGCCGUGGCAGGUGGUGAUACUGAACUUGUGACAACACUAGUCACCGAGUUUGCUUGCAGCCAAGCAACCCCCACGGCCGUCCAGAAACGAUCCACUGCGGCUUCUCCCAAUGACUUCCCUAUCUGUACCGACCUGAAUGGCCCAUUUCGACCUUUCUGUCUUCCCAAGGAUGGUACCGAGGUGACAGUCGAUGCGACGUACUAUGUGACUUGGAAUGCCGACUUUUAUCCUUUGAAUGCCAUUAUCACCAUCGAGCUGAGAUAUCUGAACUCCUCCGAGGGCGACUCGGCAUACACAUCCGAGAGGAUUGACAACAGCUACGGCUAUACCCAUAUCCACAUGCGCGAAGAUUGGCUUCAAGGGAAACAGCGGAAUGCUUUGACACUCUAUAUCAUUGAGCUAGAUGCUGUGUCAGACAAGCGAGCCAGUAUUCGACAAGGACCGACCGUUUUACUCCACAUCCGACCCACGGAGCACCGCAAACCAUCGCCCCAGCUGUCAUUCAACAGACUCGCAUUGUACAUCGGUCUCCCCGUCAGCCUUGGGGUUGUGGUACUUGUGGUUGCCGGUCUGUAUUUCGGGAUGCGCGAGAGUAGACGGAUAGACCUUGGGAAUAUCAUCGGGUCUCGUGACAAAGGCUAUGGGAUCGCAAAGUCCAAGGAACAGCGCCUGGGUUCUAAGGCAGGCAAUCGCGAAGAGUCGGAAACGUCCUCGGGGUUUGGAAGAUACACAGAUGACAUUGACACUAGCAUGUCGCAAAUACUCCAGCCUGAGCAUCACGGUGAUCUAGAACAGAGUGCGAGUUUCGCAUUCAGGCGGGACUCGUCUAAGCUCAGGAGCUGGAGGGUCUGAGCCUUCCCUGUCCGAGGCGUACAACCUUAUGGAUCAUUUGACAGCGAACUGUGGGUCAAUGUAUGCAGAAAAGAUCCCGCAUCGCUGCGAGAUUGACCUUAUGAUCUCAAUCCGAGUCUAUCUUGAAGAGACGGACCUCGAUAGCUUUGUGUCUGAUGUUCGGUGCUAAGUCUAAAGGAGGUUGGAUUGGUAGGAUAAGACAAGUGGGGAUUAUAUAUAGUUAUCAAUGCUUCGGCGUCUCUGUUUUCCACGCUUCAUGCGGAAAGGGUGCGUGCAAUUGAAAGUAUACAUCCAAGAUAGCCAGCUGUUUACUCUACGCAUCUAUACGUAGCUGCGUAGUAGAUAC
Molecule: messenger RNA, 1219 nt
Organism: Aspergillus aculeatinus CBS 121060
Lineage: Eukaryota; Fungi; Ascomycota; Eurotiomycetes; Eurotiales; Aspergillaceae
Product: DUF4448 domain-containing protein
Exons: 2
Coding region: 1-873 (290 amino acids)
Source: RefSeq, a predicted model, not a curated record